AGCAAGUUUGUGACAAUCAAACUUGAAAAAAUUAACAAAUUAUCAAUUAAACACAUGUCGUUACGCGUUUUCAGUAAACACUUCUCGGCCUGUAUAAACAAACGCGUAUCAAGUUGUGCGCUUCAUAAAACACGUGAAUUCCAAUUGAGACACUUAACCAGUUCAACAAAUAUGUCCCUCAACGAAGCCAAACGCAUUGCCGCUUAUCAAGCUGUGGAUGAAUGGGUCAAGACCAACACAGCCGUGGGCAUUGGUAGUGGUUCAACCGUUGUAUUUGCUGUUGAUCGUCUGGCUGAACGUGUUAAAAAUGAAGGUCUACAAGUGGUGUGUGUACCCACUAGUUUCCAAGCCCGCCAACUUAUUGUUGAAAACAAUUUAACUUUGGGAGAUUUAGAUCGUAAUCCCCAAUUGGAUGUAGCCAUUGAUGGUGCCGAUGAAGUAGACAAGGACAUGGUUUUGAUUAAAGGCGGUGGCGGUUGUUUAUUGCAAGAAAAAAUUGUAGCAUCCUGCGCUGAAAAACUUAUAAUUAUUGCCGACUACACUAAGAACUCUCAAAAAUUGGGUGAACAAUACAAGAAGGGUGUACCCAUUGAAGUAGUACCCAUGGCUUAUGUGCCCAUCAAAGAAAAGGUGCAACAAAUGUUUGGUGGAGAGUUGAAAUUACGCAUGGCUAUCGCUAAGGCUGGUCCCUGUGUUACCGAUAAUGGUAAUCUCAUUUUGGACUGGCACUUCCCUCAAGACCAACAGUUCAAUUGGUCAGAUGUCAACAGAGAUUUAUUGUUGAUACCCGGUGUUGUGGAGACUGGUUUAUUUGUUAACAUGGCCACUAAGGCUUACUUUGGUAUGGCCGAUGGUGAAGUUAAGACCCAGGAAAAAUUAUAUUUUUAAAGUCUAUUUUUUAAUAAUUAAUUUUAAGUGAAAAGAAAACAUGAUUUUAUUUUUGAAUGACUUGCCUUUUUUGUUGUUAUUGUAAAAAGUACAAGUACAGUGUUGCAUUUGUUAACGAAACUCAGCGAAAAAUAAUAAAAUUUUUAAAUGUUUUUAAAUUAA
Molecule: messenger RNA, 1050 nt
Organism: Calliphora vicina (urban bluebottle blowfly)
Lineage: Eukaryota; Metazoa; Arthropoda; Insecta; Diptera; Calliphoridae
Gene: Rpi
Product: Ribose-5-phosphate isomerase
Exons: 1
Coding region: 55-888 (277 amino acids)
Biological process (GO): D-ribose metabolic process; pentose-phosphate shunt, non-oxidative branch
Cellular component (GO): intracellular membrane-bounded organelle
Molecular function (GO): ribose-5-phosphate isomerase activity
Source: RefSeq, a predicted model, not a curated record